UAUCACUCUCGAAACAUAUGUCUCAACCACUCUCAGUGUCUGUAUUUUCGUGUUCCGUCUUGCAAAUCAUGUCUUAAACUCUGAAGCAACAAUUUGAUUUAAUUGGACGCUUCGACGCUUUGUCUAUAUGUGGUCAUUUUUAAGCAUGCCGCGUGUUUAAAAACGUUUUGCAAUCAAAAUUAAUAUCUAUCAAGGUAUUCACCACAUAAGCGAUUGAUAAUCGUGUUUUGGGUAAUCAUAAAUCAAAUUUUUUUAAAUUUACAAAAUUCAAUUGGUUUUUUCUGUAAAUGCUUUUCGAAAAAUGUAAAUAUUGUAAAAAUAUAAUAAUUAAAAUCAAUUAGUACUUUUAUGGUCAUCAUUUAGCGUAACUAAAGUCCUGCCAUCAAUUCAUGUUAACUGAAAACACAAGGCCGUCACCAACUUCACACAAGUAAUAGUCAUGGCUAAGUGGUUGGAUUCAGACGAUCUACUUCCAUACGACAAUCAAGUUGGAGGUCAUAAAUUUACCAAAGAAAAACCAUUGUUGGGUUUAUUGAAACAUAAAGAAGGUUACAUAUUGAAAUCAGUAGAAGGUGGUACCAAAGGAAAGAAUGAAGUACGCUUUUAUGAAGAAUUAUUAAAAAAUGAAAGCCUAAUAAAUCUUAGGGAACUAGUUCCAUUAUAUUAUGGUACUGUCACUGUUCAAAUUAAUUCUAUAGAUAUGACAUUCAUUGUUUUGGAUGAUAUAACCACAGGCAUGAAAAAACCGUGUGUAAUGGAUGUAAAAAUUGGUUCACAGACAUGGGAACCAGGAUGUUCAGAAAAAAAAAAAAAUGAUGAAAAUGCAAAAUAUACAGAAUGUAAAGAACAAUGGAGUUUUUGUAUACCAGGUUUCCAAGUGUAUGAUUUAUUGAAUUCCGAUUUGGUACAGCCACAGAAAUAUGAUAAAGAAUUUGGAAAAAGUUUAGAUCCAGGGAAAGUGAUCUCUGUGUUCGAGACAUUUUUAAACUUUAAUAGUGGAUAUCUAGGUCUAGAAAAUCUAGUUCAAAGCUUUACAAAACAAUUGGAUCACAUAAGACGAUACUUCCAAACUCAAAAACAUUACCAUUUCUAUUCUAGUUCGGUUCUGUUAGCAUAUGAUGCAGAGACAUUAACAAAUGAUAAAAACACCUAUCCUUUGUUAAGAGUAUCGCUAAUAGAUUUUGCACAUGUAACUCCAGCUGAUGGUAAAAUUGAUUUAAACUAUUUACAAGGUAUUACUAAUUUAUGGACUUUGUUCCGAACACAAUUGUUACACAACAAUUAAUAUGAAUCUCUUCAAUUGUUGGUGCCCAAUACUUAUUAAAUUAAUAUUUUUUUAGUUCUAAUGUUUAGCUUAACUUAUCGUAUAUUGUUUAUAAACAAAAUUAUAAAUAGAUUAUAUUUUAUUGAACAUCUAAAACCAAUACAUAAUCAUACAGUAGUAAUUUUACAUUAUUUUCUAAUAGUGUAUUUAUUUAAGAUAAAAUAUAUCUAUUAUUAAAUCAAUAGUUUAAAUACAAUUUGUGUACCUUGAUCUAUAUGUAUUUUAAUUCUAAAAUUUUUAAUUCAAUAAUUUUUAUGAAAUUUGAUUUGAUUAUAAAAUUAAUUUGAUGGAAGUUCUAUCAACAGUUGAUUGAUGAAUUAUAAUGUUGUUAAUAUUGUUGUGUGUUUUAUGAAUUAAUAUAAAGUUAAUUAAAUUUUAAAUCUGUGAUCUUAUAGCCAAUUUUA
Molecule: messenger RNA, 1728 nt
Organism: Myzus persicae (green peach aphid)
Lineage: Eukaryota; Metazoa; Arthropoda; Insecta; Hemiptera; Aphididae
Product: inositol polyphosphate multikinase beta-like
Exons: 6
Coding region: 440-1285 (281 amino acids)
Biological process (GO): inositol phosphate biosynthetic process
Cellular component (GO): cytoplasm; nucleus
Molecular function (GO): inositol tetrakisphosphate kinase activity; inositol-1,4,5-trisphosphate 3-kinase activity
Source: RefSeq, a predicted model, not a curated record